AAUAAGUUGAAUAUCCGUUAAAAAAAAGAGUUGAAUAGAGCAUAUAGCUUAAGGGAAUUUAUUUUUUUGAUAAAUAUUUCAUUUUUUUUUUUUGUUCGUCUUUGGUAAUGAAAACCCCAUCACUUCAAAAUUCUUCACACCAGCAAAUUUUCUUGCCAAAUUAUAGUUAAAAUGAAUUUCCCAGAGUAGGGAAUUCUCUUAUUGCUUCUAUUCAUCAAACUAUUCGUCACUGUUUUCACUUAAUAAUUCUUGAAAUUCUGGGCAUAUGUGCAAUUACUGGGCUAAUUAUCUGACCUGUGAAAAUCAAUUAUUUUCUGGAAUUUUGUUGAAUUUCAGGCUAAAUGAUGAAUUCUGAAAAAUCGGAAGUGGGUUUAUCAAAGUGGGAUGGCACAAUUUCACCCGACAAAUUUCAACAAGGAGCUCUUGCUUUUGCUGAGAAAUGGAAGACUGUUUGCGUUGCCCAUGAUCAUGAUCUCCCUAAUUGGUCUUGGGUUUCUUGCCUAAACCCACAUUUCCUUAAUCUCCACCAGGUAGAUGGAUAUCUAUCAUUGGAGAAGAUGUGCAUUUUGAGGUCUGAUAAGAUAGAUGGUGAAACAUCUGAUCUUGUUAUGGAGGAAGAGCUUAACUGCUUAGAGAGUGAAGAUUGUACUGAUCCUGCAAGUCUGGUUCAGCAGGCAGCUCAGCAAGUGCAUUACUAUGACUUCCAUAUAGUAUACAGUAGUUCCUACAGGAUUCCAGUGUUAUAUUUCCGCGGUUAUAAUUCAGAUGGGCAAACAUUAAAGUUGGAUCAAAUUGAAAGAGAUCUUCCUCCCAGCUCUGUUGAGGUGCUUACUGAAUCAAAGUGGACAUUUAUAACUCAACAGGAGCAUCCGUAUUUGAAUAGACCAUGGUACACAUUACAUCCAUGUGGAACGAACGAAUUGAUGAAGCUACUCAUGAGUAAUACUUGUCUAUCUGAAGAUGAAGAUAAAGUUGAAGCAGAAUGUUUUUUCAUAGCAUGGCUCUCAGUUGUGAGCCAGGUUGUUGGUCUUAGGAUGCCCCUUCAGAUGGCAGUUCUACAACACAACUAGUUCUUCUCACUUUCAUAACCCGACCCGUUCCCGCAUCCGAUCUGGAGAAAGCGAAUGGAGUGACUGUUAGAGGUGCUGAAAUGUGUUCUGGUUUCUGAUGCAAUGAUUCCUGUAUGUUUUUCCAACCUGCCCUCCUCUGUCAUAAUGGGUUUUGUAGGAAAUCUGAUGGCAUUAUUGAUUUUUGGAUUGUCAUUUGUGCAAGCUUAAGUUUUUUGUUGCUACUUUGGCUGAAAAAUGAAGUGAUUAUACAAAGUUCAGUCUCUUGUUGCCUUGCCCCCGCUAA
Spinacia oleracea (spinach) is the source of this 1353-nucleotide messenger RNA. RefSeq names its product ubiquitin-like-conjugating enzyme ATG10. Bases 342 to 1070 code for a protein of 242 amino acids. Gene Ontology annotation, molecular function: Atg12 conjugating enzyme activity. Gene Ontology annotation, cellular component: cytosol. The transcript is spliced from 6 exons. Lineage: Eukaryota; Viridiplantae; Streptophyta; Magnoliopsida; Caryophyllales; Amaranthaceae. Gene Ontology annotation, biological process: autophagosome assembly; protein lipidation; protein modification by small protein conjugation. The record is from RefSeq and is a predicted model, not a curated record.